UGGUGUAUCAUGAGUUAAUUGUGACUGACUGACUAAUCGAUCAAUAAUAUUGAGCAGUUAUUUAGGAUGCAAGGGAAUUUGUAAAUCAGUCAGUCUCGACUCGCAUUUAAAGUCGGCUGCAAUGUCGAGCGUGUCCAUUAUUAUGACUAAACCCCGCCUAUAAUUUCUCUUAUCAAAAUCUGAUUUUAAACCUAACCUUAACCACACUGCAAAACUUAUGCCUAACCUUAAAUGAAUACCAAAAUGUAAAAAAUAAAUAAAAAUAAUGUUGACUUUGUGGCUGUGGUAACUAGUGACACCCCGGAAGGUACACUGCGUAAACACACACGUGCAAAAGUAUCCUGAUUGGUUCAGGCUGUCACAUGAUUGUAAAAAUAGGAAGUUAAUUUUGCAACGAAAACAGAACAGAAUAUCGAUGAAAACUCAGUCGUGCAAGUUUAAAAUGAGGCAAAAUGUUAUGUCCCCCUUUGUUGGACUACUGUAAGAUUUCCCUCAUAGAUCUAUCACAGAAGAAACGUGGUUAUCAUAUGUAUGCAUAACCUGUCAAUCACAGGCAUUUUGUUCUGGACAACAUGAGUGUGAGGGCAUUGUGGAUUAUAUCUUACGAGAGGGGAGAGUCUGUAGCAGUGCGCUUUUCCAGGCGAUACCCAACAGUGGAGCAGCGUGCUAAGUGUAUGGCCGGCUCAUUGUAUGCGUCUGUCCCAGAGGAUGGCACUGUGCUCCAGCUACUACUCACUGAGCUGGGCCUCUCCGACUCUGACAAACCCUACAUGGCUCUACGAGAUGACUGUCUCCACCAGCAGCGCUCACCAGCCUUGGAGCUCCAUGUAGAAGGCCCCAGUGGAGGGGUUCUUUGGCCAAUGUUGGUCAUCUCCCAGGGGCCUCUGAUCCUGGCCUGUCUGGCCGUGGUGGAUGCCCCCGCUGAUCCCCGGCCUCCUCUGGCUAACUUGUUCUCUGUCUCCCAGGGUCUCACACUGUUGGCGGGCCUGCAGGCUUUCCUCUGUGGGUCUGGGAGUAAGCCUGAUAGAGAGGGGCUGACCUCUCGCCUGGCCAUGAUGCCCUCUAUCCUCCUGCAGAUCUGCCCCCUCGGGACCCCACUGGACAUCCCUCAGCCAGGGGCCUCAUCGGCAUCAGCAAUGCCCACUCCUGCAGGGACCCAGAAACAGCCAGCCUGGAAAACAGGGGUGCACCGUGGUCGGGCUGUGGUGAAUGUAGCCCUAACGGAGAUGGUGCGCUCCAUGCAGUAUGGAAACCGAAACAGGCAGGACCUCUGGGAUGUCUAUGGCACAGUGACUUGCAAGUGUGAAGUGGAAGGGGUCCUUCCCAAUGUGACGGUCACUCUCACACUGCCACCCAAUGGCUCACCACUGAUGGAUGUCCUGGUCCACCCUUGUGUGUCUUCACUGGAUGCCAGUGUUCUGACUGCCAUGAGUGUUGAGGACUGUGACAGCUCUGCCUUCUCUGGCCCCUACAAGUUCCCCUUCUCCCCUCCUCUUGAGCCUUUCAGGCUCUGUAGCUACACAUCUCAGGUUCCCGUGCCUCCUAUCCUAGGCACCUAUCAGCUGAAGGAUGAUGACAACCAGUUGCGUAUUACUGUGAGUCUGAAACUUCACGAGAGUGUGAGGAACAGCUUCGAGUACUGUGAGGCACAUCUGCCAUUCUUUAACAGGGACCAGAUGGGUAUUGUGGAUGUGAAAGUGAGCUCAGGACAGCUGGAAGUGUCCAAGGAGAAGAACCUGCUGGUCUGGGUCCUCGGCCAGAAGUUCCCCAAGUCCCGCGAGGUGUCACUAGAGGGCAGUGUGAGUUUUUCAGGGGAGCUCCCAGGACCUACAGAUCCUCUCUGCACAGACCUUACAGCCUACAUCAAAUUGUACUUCCGAGUGCCAGACUUGACUCUGUCUGGAUGCUGUGUGGACCAGCAUUCAGUGCAGGUCUAUUCCUCUGCAAAACCUCGUAUAGUCACAUCCCGGGAGUUGUUAUCCUCAGAAUACUUUAUCUGGAACUCAACUGGAACUGCACCAGUGUCCUCCGGACACAUGAUGCUGUAGGAUGGAACUGUACAGUAUAGACCAGCAUCGAGGAAAUUACUACUUCGUCAAUAUCUGGGAUGGGCCAAACACAUGAUGGAUCUCCAGAGCAUAAGAUCAUUGCUGGACAACAGACACUGCUUUCGAUUCUGGUGACAAGGUUUGAAUCUGUGUAACAAACAGCAUCCAACAUUAUGAACACAAUGGUCAAAGUGAUGUAACUGAAUGGCUUGUAUAUGCUGUUCUUCUGACAGCCUUGGUCUCAUCUAAGACGCAAAAUGCAAUUUCUCAUCCGUACUGAACAGACCAAUCAAUUUUCAGUGAAAUAAUAUGCCUUAAAGCUAGAAUCCUUAAUUGAAACGACAACAAAGUGUCCACCCCACCUCUGUUUUGGUAUAAAGCUGAGGGAUGGGUCUUUAGAAAUGUAACCACUCCCAGAAUCAUAGACAUAGCUAUGGUUGCAAGCACUGACUAUCCAUGAUAUCAACAUUAUAGUUUUAACUAUGUUUUGAGGCUAUACAGUGCUUUUUGUUUUACAUUGUUCACAAACAUUGGAGUAAAACAAUCUUAUAUUUUUGGUUCUAAUGGGGUAUGACUGUUGAAUUAAGUAAUUUAUAAGUUAUAUUCUUCAAGAAUCAAUGUAUAAAUGUAUAUAUACAGAUAAUGAUUAUUCAACUGAAUCUUACUAAAGAGUAUUAGUACUGGAAAGAGAAAAUAUUGAAUUAUUGCAAUUAAAUAUUGACGUUA
Messenger RNA from Oncorhynchus gorbuscha (pink salmon), 2774 nucleotides. RefSeq names its product adaptor related protein complex 5 subunit mu 1 (gene ap5m1). The coding region runs from base 573 to 2048 and encodes 491 amino acids. Gene Ontology annotation, biological process: endosomal transport. The transcript has 8 exons. Gene Ontology annotation, cellular component: lysosome; AP-type membrane coat adaptor complex; cytosol. The record is from RefSeq and is a predicted model, not a curated record. Lineage: Eukaryota; Metazoa; Chordata; Actinopteri; Salmoniformes; Salmonidae.